GGCGGGAAAAACAAACCGAUCGAGAACGGGACGCCCAAAGCGCAAUCAAUCGGCGCGCUCCACGAGCUCUUGGCCGACCCUGCGCGGAUCAUGCAGCGUGACGGUCGGCAGUGCCAUGCUCAGCAGGAUCCGGAGGAAGCCGUGAGCAAGCUGUGGCCGGUGCUGGAGCUCAGCGUCGGCACGUCCGCGACAGGCGAGCUUGCACUCGCCGCGAUGCCACUCUUUCCCGCGGUUGCCCUUCGCAACGUCGACCUGACACGAAACGAACUGGGUUACGACCUCUUCCAGUGGCUGUACCUCAUGCGUCACAAGAUCACAGACUCUCGCUUUGAAGGCAGCCACGACAUCCCGCGCAUCGGCUCCGUCUCGACGCAAUGCACCAACCUUCAGAGCGUCGACGUGCUCCCGGUUGUCGCGCGCUGGCUCACGUCGGGCUACGCCUGUCAGAUGCAAAACGUGCAAAAUGCAUUCGCGGAGCACGAGACGGACCUGGCCAUGGACCAUCGCGUGGCCGCACGCAAGGCUCUCCAUCGUAGCCAGUUCGUCGAGCGAGGUGCUGUCAAGCAGCACGAUCGAGAUGCCACGGCACGACGCGAGUGCUUGACCGAGGACGAGGAUAUGGGUCUUGUUUGGCAGUAGGAACGGAUCGAUGUAGAUGUCACACCAACGCGGCUCGUCGU
Saprolegnia parasitica CBS 223.65 is the source of this 680-nucleotide messenger RNA. RefSeq lists its product as hypothetical. The record is from RefSeq and is a predicted model, not a curated record. Bases 91 to 639 code for a protein of 182 amino acids. Lineage: Eukaryota; Oomycota; Saprolegniomycetes; Saprolegniales; Saprolegniaceae. The transcript is spliced from 2 exons.